This is a messenger RNA of Pseudomassariella vexata, 2336 nucleotides long. Its product is annotated as amino acid permease/ SLC12A domain-containing protein. Gene Ontology annotation, molecular function: amino acid transmembrane transporter activity. Gene Ontology annotation, cellular component: membrane. The transcript is spliced from 4 exons. Lineage: Eukaryota; Fungi; Ascomycota; Sordariomycetes; Amphisphaeriales; Pseudomassariaceae. The record is from RefSeq and is a predicted model, not a curated record. Bases 447 to 2111 code for a protein of 554 amino acids. Gene Ontology annotation, biological process: amino acid transmembrane transport.
CACUAGUCUCCUAGCCUCCGGAGAAUCUGGACUGACUCGCCGGGGAUUGCCGUGAAAAGUUAUCGACAAGCGCAAGCAAUAAGACAGUUAUCGUCGGGGUGACCGGUCUAACGGGUGCUUGACCCUUGCUGACCCUUGCCCUGGUUGGUUCCGCUGGAGCCCGCCAAGAUUCUGCUGAUAACUGCAGUGCCGGCCGCUGGUUGGAGAAGCCAGGAACGGAUCCUGUCACAACCUUAGCAAUCGCCAUCAAUCAUGCAAAGGGGCCAUGUGCUUAUCUGCACCAUCUGGGGAUUGACUUUUAACUCCUUGGCGGUCUCCGCUGUCAGCACGACGAUACUGAGAUAGAUAUAUAAGUCAGGGUCGUGAUGUUCGACUUGCAGGUCGUUGUCACGUAGGACAGGUUGUAUCAACGUCAAUUCCCCCGAAGACUAAUCAACCGAUCGAUCAUGGGCUUCGAGAAAGACGGCUCCAGCCCCGUGCUGAGAAGCACCACCCAGACGAGCGAGAUCGCCAACGGCGCCACUGACAGCUACGGAGAAACGAAACGUGGAUUGAGCCCUCGCCAUGUCCAGCUUAUGGCAAUUGGUGGAUCGAUUGGUACUGGACUCUGGGUCGGUAUUGGCGGCGUCUUGAGCAAAGCCGGUCCGCUGUCUCUGAUCCUGGGCUACACCUUCUGGGGUCUUCUUUUCAUCUGGCCCCUGAACUUGUGCGUGGCUGAGAUGUGCGCCUAUCUCCCGAUUAGGGGCUCCAUUUUCGAGUUGGCCUCGCGCUUUGUCGACCCUGCUCUCGGUUUCGCUAUGGGAUGGACGUACUUCUUCGCUGGUGUAAUGCUGGUGUGCACGGAAUACUCUGCUGUUGCCACCGUGAUGCAGUAUUGGAAUGCGGACAUAAACCCGGCCGUUUGGAUUGCCAUGGCCAUGGUCGUUUGUUUCCUGCUCAACGUGGUCGCUGUAAAAUGGUAUGGCGAGUCCGAGUUCGUCAUGGCGUCUACGAAGGUGUUGCUCCUCUUUGGACUUUGUUUGAUUACCCUAAUCACCAUGUCUGGCGGGAACCCUCGAGGCGAGGCGUACGGUUUCACCAACUGGGGCAAUGGCAACGCAAUGCAUGCCUACUACACUACGGGAUCAAUUGGCCGUUUCCUCGGUUGGUGGGAGGUCGUCAUCUAUGCCGUAUUCACCAUCGCAGGACCCGAUAUGAUUGCACUUGCAGCUGGCGAGAUCCAAAACCCGCGCCGCACCAUCCCGCGUGUUGCCAAGCUGAUCUUCUACCGUCUCGUCGGCUUCUACGUCGUGGGUGUCCUGUGUGUUGGAAUCAUCUGCUCUUCGAGAGACCCUAUGCUUCUCGGCGCCAUCGAGAACAGUGAGCCCGGCGCGGCAGCGUCGCCUUGGGUUGUUGGUAUCAAGAAUCUGGGGAUCUCUGGCUUGCCGGAUCUGAUCAACGCCAUGAUCAUGCUUUCUGGCUGGUCGUGUGGCAAUGCGUACCUCUACUCAUCCUCCAGGACCCUUUACGGGCUUGCCAAAGAUGGCCAAGCACCCAAAUUCUUCGCCAAGUGCACCAAGUCUGGUGUUCCGAUUAAUGCUGUGUGCGCGGUUUCUCUGAUUUCCUGUAUCACUUUCUUAGUCUCCGCGCCAAGCAACUCAGCCGUGGAGGUGUUUUUCUGGUUUGUGGACCUGACGACAACAGCCCUUAUCAUGACUUACACUAUGAUGCUGGUCACAUUCCUGGGCUUCUACCGCGCACGGAACGCUCAGGGUAUGGACCCUGCCUCGCUCCCCUAUCGGGCACCAUGGGCUCCUUACACUACGUACUUUGCACUCCUCCUGGGCGUCUUGGUUCUCUUUUUUGUUGGAUACGACGCGUUUGCGCCGUUUGACGUGAGGAGUUUCAUCACGGCCUACUUUGCCAUUGCCUUUGCGUUCUUCACCUUUGUCAUCUGGAAGGUGCUUAAGCACACUAAGUUGGUGAAAGCCAUCGAUGCCGACUUGAUUAGUGGAAAGAAGGAGAUCGACGAGGAGUGUAGCCACUGGGAGCUAGGCGGAGUUGAAGAAGUCGAGAAGGAGCGGCUGUCGCACAUGAGCUUUACAAGGAGGUGUUGGGAACGCAUGUGGUGAAAACAGGCGCCUUGUUCUUCGGGAAACUUAUUUGCAUAUUUAACAUUGUCAAUAUAUUCAUAUGAGCAUAUCAAUAUUCUGCAGUUUACCUUGGGCAUUUGCGAAUACUGGAAGUUUUCACGCUGGGAAGUGAAGCGCGACAGUCGGUUCAAGUCCGGCGGCGGUUAUAGACUACGCAUACCCACUGCGAAAGUGAUGGGGAAAGAAUUUAGUAGAGUCGGGCGG